GGCUGAUCCCCAAUUUUGUCGAUAUGUCUCAUCGUACCGCAAUUGUGACUGGGUCUGCACAGGGAAUAUAGGUUUCCAUAAAUCUUAUAGGAAAACUUCAGGCUCAGAAGCGGCAAUUCACGCCACCGUGCAAGAGCUCCAACGAAAUCAACGCACGCCGGGAGAUCGCAAAUCUUGUAUUAUCGCGGACGGAUUUGACCCUCCUCUGCGGUUGGGUAGAUGGUUCAGGAGACUGUUCAAAAAUGGGGCCCGCUGACGCUGAUGGCAGCCAAUGCUGGAAUUGCACAGGCCAAACCACAGCUGGAUGUGGCGGAGCAGGAUAUCGAUCGAGCGAUGCCGACCAAUUUUAAGGGCGUGUUUCAUUGCUAUACAGGGGCGGUACGGCAGAUGAUUGCGCAGGGCCUUCCCCAGGAAGUUGGCAGCGUCGCCGUUUCCAAGAUCGUUUCCAAGCCAUUCGCGACGCUCGGAAUUUAUUCUGCGAGUGAGUGGGCUGUUCGCGGGCUAACGCAGGCAAUAAAUAGCCAUGGAGAUGGCGCCGCACAAGAUUACCGUGAACGUUUACGCUCCGGGGAUCGUGGAUACCGCCAUGUGGGAGCAAAUCGACGGCAGCCGAGGACUGGCCAAGGGGGAGGGCAUGCGACUCUACUCUGUACUCGGAUCGCUUAAUUGCGCUGGGACGCACCAGAGGCCUCCGGCU
Messenger RNA from Aspergillus ochraceoroseus IBT 24754, 697 nucleotides. RefSeq lists its product as uncharacterized. The transcript has a single exon. The coding region runs from base 220 to 666 and encodes 148 amino acids. NCBI's taxonomy places the organism in Eukaryota, Fungi, Ascomycota, Eurotiomycetes, Eurotiales, Aspergillaceae. The record is from RefSeq and is a predicted model, not a curated record.